This is a messenger RNA of Cottoperca gobio, 4351 nucleotides long. Its product is annotated as C-Jun-amino-terminal kinase-interacting protein 4. The record is from RefSeq and is a predicted model, not a curated record. Lineage: Eukaryota; Metazoa; Chordata; Actinopteri; Perciformes; Bovichtidae. Gene Ontology annotation, biological process: vesicle-mediated transport. Gene Ontology annotation, molecular function: kinesin binding; JUN kinase binding; signaling receptor complex adaptor activity. The transcript has 28 exons. The coding region runs from base 416 to 3418 and encodes 1000 amino acids. Gene Ontology annotation, cellular component: cytoplasm.
CCAACAACACCUCCUUCUUUAAACUCGUUUUAUGUGUAAUUGAUAUCGUCUCCGAAGAGAAAACGGCUGUUAUUUCAGUAUUUUGGGGGUUACGAAAUGAAAGUAACGAAAGUGUCAGCCGAGAAGGAUGGACCCUAAAACGCCCCUUGACAUCAGAUAAACCUCACAGUACAGAAUCGAUUAGUUGAAUGCAAGAUGAUGCUGCCCUUGUCAAGGACAAAUGGAACAUAAAGUUGUAAAGGAUGGGAGGCGCUGGUGUUAGCAGAAAUGAUAGAAAGCCAGAUAAACUAGUUGGUGAGGAAGAUUAGUCGGGAGAGCAACACAAUUGGCUUAUAGAGUUUAAAAUAAUUUACUCCUGGCUGAGUUGGGGAAACAGUUUUGACCGUUAAUACAGGCAGAUAAACGUAAUUGUCUGAUGGAGUACAGUGAGAGAGUGCUGUGUGGGAUGGGGGAGGUGGAGCUGGACCCCAACAUUGUGAGUGAAGAGGCGGGAAAACUGUAUUCAGAGCUACAGACAGUUAUUGAGGCCCAUGGUGAAGGUGUGGUGGAGUCGCUGGUACCCAUAUUUGUGUGGGUCCUGGAGGGGCUGGCCAGCUGCAAAGCCCAGCUGAGAGACAGGGAGGAGGAGGCGGAGAGGGAGAAAGCUGAGCGAGAAGAGCUGCUGGAGAGAUACCAAGCAGAGAAAGCAAUCAGGAAAGAAAGUCAAGAGCGGUAUCUGGAGCUGGAUGACCAAAUUGAACAAGAGAGGAGAGCCAUGAGGGGGAGGGAAAAGGAGAGAGCGCGGCGAGAGAGGGAGCUCGAGAAGAUGGCAAGGGGGCAAGCUGAUCAGUUGGUGGCCUUGGAGGAGCAGAAGGCAAAUCUGAGUAGAGAACUAAGCACACUGAGGCAUACUCACAACAAGCUGGCUCACACAUAUCGGGAACUUUUGGAAAAGAGGAAGGAUUCUGAGAGAGAUUCUCCUUUAAGGAACCAUGUGCAUCCCAAGAAUGCUGAAUUUCCAUCCAACCAUGUCCUGUCAGAAUCCAGUGUGAAUGAAAAGAUGAUUCAAAGACCACAUUCACUUUCUGGUCCCCCCUGUUUGGAAGAUCUAGUAGCCAAGCAAGAAAAGGCGAUUGACAUUUUAGUAAAGCCCGCCGCAGAUCACUUCAUCAAUGACAUCAUAAGCUCCACUCCUGAGCUGAGGCAGUUUCAUGGCAGUGUGGAUGCAAGCACCCCAAACACCAAAGAGCCACUGAGAGAUGAGUCGGAGACCAGCGUGGAGGACGAGAUGAGGGAGGUGGAGGAGAAGGAGACGGCGCGUACAGUAGAAGAAGUGCAGGGAGGAGAGACGCUGGAAAAAAACGGGGAGGAGGAGGAGGAGGUGGAGGAAGAUGAUAGUAUGGAGUGGGAGCUGCGCAACACUGACUCUGUGUUCUCUGAGCUGUCAGAGCUGAGUCGGGAUUAUGUGGAGAGUGUAGACAGAGGGGCCAGUGUCAGAGGCAGCGCAGACCAGUUCGAGGAGAUUCUUUCUCAGUAUGAGGAACUGAAAGUCACCCAACAGUUAGUAGAAGUUGCCCGUAAGGCUUUGAUAUCUCGGGUAGUCGAGCUCACUGAUGACCGUUCAGCUCUGACACUGGAGGUGACCGCUCUUCAGGAAACCGUCUCACGAUUGGAGGGACGGAUGAAGGAGAAGGAGGAGGAAACUAAGAGACUUCGGAAAGAACUGGAAGGGUGCCAAUCUCAGGAUCCUGAUGCCUCUCUAGCCACGUCCAUGCGCAACUUCUCUCGUUCUGAAAUGUCUCGUGUGGUCAUGGAGAAAAACCAAUACAAGCAGCGACUGUUUGACCUGCAGGAGGCUGUAAGACGUAGUCAGACGCUCAGAGCAAUACAUGAUGAAAGGUUAACGGAGGAGAAAAGGUUAAGUGUUUGGAGAAAGUUCAACCGCAUUUUUAGCAUGUCCAGGGGACCCUUAAUCCCACCUCCCUCCUCUGCAUUUGCCCGUCCAACUUCUCCGUCAAUCACUCGCUCUCCUCUGGAGUCUCCACAACUACCGGCUGUCAAUCAAACUCCUGCUGACAGAAGCAUUCUCUCUAGAUCUGCUUCUCCUGCUGCUCUCUCCCCUCGUGUCAGGAGGAGAGAACUCUACAAAGAAAUUCGCUCCCAUAUUUGGGGAUCACUUGGAAAGCGGCAGUUACACGGCUGGAGCACAUCGCUGUCAAACACACAGGACUCCCAUGAACCUGUUGCAGAGCCUAAAGAUGUGCCCGUUCUAAUGCAGCUCAGACUGCUGGAUCAAAGAGACUCCACAGCGAAGCUAAACUGUGCGGUUGCAGUCGCCCCUGAGAUGUCAGGAGAGGCCACGUGUUCUGUGUGGGUAGUUUCUGGCCCUGCCUCCUGCAGUAACAUUACAGUGAUUGAUCCAGCACGGUCCAACACAGUACUGGAUCAGUUCAGCCUCCCUCCCACAGCUCCUGCCCUCUGCAUCUGUGCCGUGCCGCCCAUAGGUGACACUGCAGGAACUGUGUGGAUUGGAACUCAGGAAGGAAGUAUACUGGUUCACUCAGCCUCUGCUGGCAGGAGGCGCUGUGUGCAGACUGUUUCUCUCUCAGAAGGUGUUCAUUCUCUCACAUAUUCUCAGGGUCAAGUCAUCGCUGGUUUUGCUGAUGGGACUUUAGCAUUUUUCACACACAGUUCAGGUGGCUGGAAUCUACGGUCACACUCGGUGAUGCCUCUUGGAUCAAACCCUUUGCAGCCCAUUCGCUGCUGCCUUGCAAAAGGUGGCCGCUUGUGGGUGGGAUAUUGGAACAAAGUCCAUGUGGUUGACAUUGACAGCAAGAAGGUUGAGCAAACCUUCUCGGUCUCUGAACGCAGCGAGCAGCAGGUGCGUUUCCUGUGUGCUGGUGGAAGUGGUGUUUGGACAUCCUGCCGACUCGACCAAAUCCUCAGACUGUUUGACUGGUCCACAGGACGGCCGCUACAGGAAGUCGAUUUUACUGCUUUGGUCACUAAAACUUUAGGCCAAGCCUUCCUGACACUCUCACCGCUCCAGAUCUCGUCUCUCGCAGUCAUCUCCGGCCGUCUGUGGGUAGGCACAGGGGGUGGUGCCAUUUUCUCCAUCCCAUUAUCCAUAACGUCAGAGGCGGUUUCCAUUCCAUAUUGCUCCAUUUCAUCAGCCCAGCUGUGUUACCAUGGACAUAGACAAGCUGUCAGGUUCAUCAUUGCUGCACCGAGUUGUUUGAUCGUCUCUCCUGGAAGCAACAAUGUCACAUCCUCUCAGCUCAUCCUCAGUGGAGGAGAGGGCUACAUCAACUUCCGGAUUGGAGACGAUGCGGAUGAGGAAUCGGUUGAUUUGUCCAAAACUACACUUCAGCGGUCUGAACGCAGUCACAUGAUCAUCUGGCAGAAUCCAACCCUCUCUGUGCCCAGCCCUGCCCUCUGACGUUGAUCAUCUCCUAGUUCUGCCCUUUUGUGAAUGAGAUAAAGACGGAGCAGACAUGUUCUGUACACCAGCAAAGCUACACAGACAACAGUGGAAACAGCUUGACUGGAUUGUUUCUGAUGGGUGUUGAGGCCUUACUUGUGUGCCUUAUCUGAUUUUUGUAUUUCUAUAAAACUGGUCAGUAAUUCAGCCGUCUGAUUAAUUGCUGAUUUUUACAUUUGCUCUAACAAUACAUUUAGUUUCCCUGACAUACAGCUGUGAUACCUUUUUGUCUGCCAUUGAGUUGUCAUUCACAUCUUCAUCCCACCCAGGGAGCUCCAGGUCUGUCCUACAUCUUUUGACCAUAAGUUUAACUUUAAUAUUUUGGCUGCUCUCGAAGCUGCUGUGUACAUAUGCUGUUGUUAACUGUGAACUGGAAACCGGUAUUGAUCUUCUCUCGUGUUAUCUGUUAUCUCCUGAUGCUACAUUAUAGAUUGGGGAUAGCUUCUUUUGAUUGUAAUGUGUUUGUUUUUGCCAUUUCUUUUCUAAUUCUACCCCUCCACAUUGUAUACGGUGCAAUUACAAACAGCUGCACAUUUUAAAUGUGUCUGUAUAAAAAUGUGUGAUGUCCCAUAUUCUAAAUGAACAAUUUCAGUACUUGUCCAUACAAAUUAUUUAUUUUCUCAAUGAGUUCUUUGCCUAAUGUAUUUGGAUGUCUUCAUUUGUUUUAAUAUAAUUUCAGUAUCUUUUGUAAAAUAAGGGAGAUCAUUCAUCAAGUGUCCUAUGCAGUAUUUAUGUGCAAUUACAAGUGUGUGCACUCAUGUUGAUGUCAAAGCAUCUCCUUAUUCUUCUUGGAAAGAAAAUUAAGGCUUGACUAUUAAUUCUGACUCAACCUUGUGCAAACAUGAUUAUUGUCAUUAAAAAUGUCUACAAUGGUAAAUGUAGUAACUUUAA